CUUUGGGGACAGAUUGAACUGUACAGACAAUGAACAAAGAUGUCCUUUAGAUUCUUUAGUUACUGAAAUUGAAUAACUUUCAUUUUCUUGAAAGCAGAUAAAAGCAGAACAGAUUCCUAUAGUUUAUGCAACAUUGAAAUAAAUUCUUGAAUAUCAUAUUCUCACUUUUUUUCACUUCAGGCAUAUUUCAUUUCUUAGCUAUCAUAAAAUCUAUAGACAUGAGCAGUGAUAUUUUUUAAUGAAAGGAUAAGUUGUUCUUUCUGUUCUCAAAGUCACACUUUAUCAGAAGUGGACACUGUUCGGAAAUGACUUGAAGUCACCUAGUCAAGUCGGUUUUCUCCUGGGACGUCAGCCUGCCCAAAGCAGAAGGCGGUAAGAAGAGAUUUUCAGCACGCCCAUGGCUGGCAGCAGAAAGGGUUCUAAAGGUAGGUCAGAACAGAGGUGGGGGGCACAGGCUUUCCGGAGUGAAUGUGACUCUCCAAGACACAACCAGAGAAUAGGCCUUGCAAGGGGCAGGUGAUGAAAGUGGAACCCAGUCAAGUGGCCAGACCUGGCGAUUGGCUUCCAGAACCAAGGAAGCAAAAGCAGAGAGACAGGAGCGAAUGUCAUGUCUGGACGCUCAGCCCGGGAUAAGCAAAGCCUGAGUGGUUCAUUCAGAUUUCAGCCCAGAUGGAGUUAAACAAGAUUGUUCACUUGUGUGUCUUCUUUAUAAAACUGCACACCCUCUGUAGCCAACAUUCUCUACCCCCACAUUCUAGGGAAGUCAUUGUAACUGUCAAUAAGAAUGAGUGAAGAGACAGCUGGAUGGGAGCCCUUAGAGAUCCCCCCCAACUGGUGAACUACUGACACAAGUAUGCAUGGUGGCAAGAAGAAACUCUUCCCUGAUUCUUGGAAAAAAGCUACUCUCACAGUGUGGCUUAGAGCUUAAUUUGUAAGCAUAUUUCUUUGCUGAUGGAAAUAAUGUUUUCUUAAAAUCACAAGAGAUUGCCGUAAGAAAAUAAAAUGCCAAGGAAAGUUGAAAAUUAAGUGCACCGUUCCACCCAUUGAGUCACAGUUACAGGCACAGCCUUUGGAGUUGCCACACCUCUGGAUUUCUGUUCAGUAGACACAGUGUGAGUGAGCAGGAAAAACUCACAGAUGGGAAUCAGCCACAGAAGACAAGAGAGCUAAGCUGACUCCUGAGCUGCAGAGUGAGCAUCUUUGGCAGCCAAGUGAUGACCAGCAACAUUUCAUUUUCCUUCACACCCAGCAGAGCAAUAAUAACAACCAUGCUGUCUGUCAAGAGGGAGCAAGAGGGAAACUGUUCUAGAACAAGAGAUACUGUCUAGAUGGGGUACAAUCAAAGUGGGGGUGGGAGGAGUGUUGUCACACUAUAAUUUAUGGCUCCUUCAGAAUCUGGCUUUAAUUUACUUCUCCUCACUCCAUGUAUUCAUACAACAACUAUUUACUGAGAGUUUACUGAGCUAGGUGUGGAGCAGGUCGUGAUCAGAGCAGGUAGGGUCCACUCUCUCAUAUGCCCUUCAGUAGGGAGCAGACCACCAAUUGCACAAUAUAGGUGUGACAUUGUAACCACAUGCUUCAAAGGAGAGGGAUCUGAUGCUAGGAAAACAUGAAAGAGGGGACUUGACAAUUAGGAAGCUCAAAUCAGGCUUCAGCCCAGAACUGGAAUUUGAAGGGAAAGCAGGUGAGAGACAGUGAGAAACAAGGUUCCAAGCAGAGAGACAGCAAGAGAAAAAGACCCCUCAAUACCCAUCAAUGUUACAGCUCUUAAACGUUUCAUUUUUAGUCUCCUGAGCACAUGAUAUAGCAAAAACCAAUGGUACUUAAAGUCAGUUGGUCUCACUCUUGAACUGUGAUGACACUUGUCUGACCUUGAACAACUUACUUAGAUUUUUCUGAGCCUUAGUUGUGCCACCCAUGAAAUAGGUGUGCUAAACCCAACAAAAAAUAAGUGUCAAUUUCUGCCCUCUUGGCUAAUUUUCAAAAUCUUUCCGAAACUCAAUGUUUUCACUGAAAAAAAAAAAAAAACAGAAGUAAAAAAUUAUACCAGCAUCUGGGGACUGACAUUUAAAUGGGCUCAUUUGUAAACUCUAAAGCAUCGUGUGAUUAUCAGGUAUUAUUAAUCACUCAUACAAUAUUUGUGCAGCCUACCCCAUAUGAGAUUCUGUGACAGGUGCUGGGGAAAUGGAAGGUUGAUGGAGGCAGAGUUUCACCCUCAGGAGAGAGUUGCUGAAAGAGAAAUUCAUUCUUUUCCCAGAACCAGAAAAAAAAAGGCAACAAGGGCAGAGGGAAAGGCCUCUGUGACCUGGCCAGGCAUCCACGCUCCUGGCACUUAGCCCUCCCUGGGGGAUAUCUGACACCUUCCCCCAGCCAUUAGCCAAGAGCUUGCCCAGACUAUUGGACCCAAGGGCCCUAGGGACAGGGCUGCAGGAUGGAUUUUUAAAUCUUCAAAAUAACCAGACCAGUGAAUCUGACAACAAACAAUGACUUACAAAAAAAUAUGACUUGAGUGAAGCAGUUGUGCUGACUGAUGGAAAAUUCUGUCAAGGAUAAGGAGAGGAAAAUCACCAUAGACUUCUGUGUUUCUCCUGAAAGUAGAUGGAACAAUCCUGAUUCUCUGGUUUCCAGCCCAGCCACCCAGGCCUCUCUCUUUCAAACUCCUUUUGUCUUAUUUUCCUCUUCCUUUUGAGAAAUAUAAAAUGAGUAUGAGGUAGAAGAUUCAUUGCCCAACCAUGAUUCAGGAGAAAGCUCAGCCACAGAAUAGGCAAGUGUGGCACUGCCUAGAGGAAAAGGACUUGUAGAGGCAGGUCUCAGAUAGAUCCACCCCUGAUUUUACAGAGAAGACACCUCCUUCAUCACAAGUUCUAGGACCUUCCAAGUUUAGGAAUUAACUACCUGCUUCACCUUGACAACCUGGCACAAUGUACCUAGCAGGACCAGUGUGAAUAAACCAGAGGCGUCUCUACAACAUGACCUACAGGGACAAUGCAGGUACUGUUUGCAGCCUGAAGAUUGUGACCCUCCUGGUGGCCCUAAGUCCAGAACUCCUAUUCAUGGGAGCCGAAGUGCAGCUUCAAGACAAUGGGUAUGAUGGAUUACUCGUUGCAAUCAAUCCUCAGGUAUCUGAAGAUCACAACCUCAUCCCAAACAUUAAGGAAAUGAUAACUGAAGCUUCUUUUUACCUAUUCAAUGCUACGAAGAGAAGGGUGUUUUUCAGAAGUAUAAAGAUUUUAAUACCUGCCACAUGGAAAGCUAAUAAUUACAGCCAAGUAAAACAAGAAUCAUAUGAAAAGGCAAAUGUCUUAGUGACUGACUGGUAUGGGACACAUGGAGGUGAUCCGCAUGCCCUACAAUACAGAGGAUGUGGAAAAGAGGGAAAAUACAUUUAUUUCUCACCUGACUUUCUACUAAAUGAUGACUUAACUGCUGGCUAUGGAUCACGAGGCAGAGUGUUUGUGCAUGAAUGGGCCCAUCUCCGCUGGGGUGUGUUUGAUGAAUAUAACAAUGAGAAACCUUUCUACAUCAAUGGGCAAAAUCAAAUUAAAGUAACAAGGUGUUCAUCUGACAUCACAGGCAUGUUUGUGUGUGAAAAAGGCCCCUGCCCCCAAGAAAACUGCAUUAUUAGUAAGCUUUUCCAAGAAGGAUGCAUGUUUAUAUACAAUAGAACUCAAAAUGCAACGGCAUCAAUAAUGUUCAUGCAAAGUUUAUCCUCUGUGGUUGAAUUCUGUAAUGCAAGUACCCACAACCGAGAAGCCCCAAACCUGCAGAACCAAAUGUGCAGCCUCAGAAGUACGUGGGAUGUAAUCUCAGACUCCACUGACUUUAAUCACAGCUUUCCCAUGAAGGGGACUGAGCUUCCGCCUCCCCCCACAUUCUCCCUUGUACAGGCUGGGGAUAAAGCGGUCUGUUUAGUGCUGGAUGUGUCUAGCAAGAUGGCAGAGGCUGACAGAUUCCUUCGACUGCAACAGGCAGCAGAAUUCUACUUGAUGCAGGUUGUUGAAAUUCAUACCUUUGUGGGCAUUGUCAGUUUCAACAGCAAAGGAGAGAUCAGAGCCCCGCUACACCAGAUUAACAAUGCCGAUGACCGCAAGCUGCUGGUUUCAUAUCUGCCUGCCACUGUGUCAGCUGAAGCAGAAACCAGCUUCUGCUCAGGGCUUAAAAGGGGAUUUGAGGUGGCUGAGAAACUGAAUGGGAAAGCCGAUGGCUCUGUGAUGAUAUUAGUGACCAGUGGAAAGGACGAGCAUAUCAGCAAUUGCUUACUCACUGUGCUCAGCAGUGGUUCAACCAUUCACACCAUUGCCCUGGGCUCAUCUGCGGAUGAAAACCUGGAGGAAUUAUCACGUCUCACAGGAGGUUUAAAGUUCUUUGUUCCAGAUAAAUCAAACUCCAACAGCAUGAUUGAUGCUUUUGGUAGAAUCUCUUCUGGAAAUGGAGAUAUUUUGCAACAACGUUUUCAGCUUGAAAGUGUGGGUGAGAAUGUCGAACCUCACCAGCACCUGGAAAACGCCGUGACUGUGGACAACGGUGUGGGCAGUGACACUACCUUUCUGGUCACAUGGCAGACCAGGGGUCCCCCUGAGAUUGUGCUGUUUAAUCCCAAUGGAAGAAAAUACCACACACAUAACUUCAUCAUCAAUGAAGCCUUGAGGACUGCUCGCCUCUGCAUUCCAGGAACUGCUAAGCCUGGGCUCUGGACUUACACGCUGAACAAUACCCACCAUUCUCUUCAAGUCUUUAAAGUGACAGUGACCUCUCGUGCCUCCCGCCCAGCCCAGCCUCCUGCUACUGUGGAGGCCUUUGUAGAAACAGACAGCACAUCUUUUCCCCAUCCCAUGAUGGUUUAUGCAAAUGUGAGAAAGGGGCUUUAUCCCAUUCUCAAUGCUACAGUAACUGCUACUGUCGAGCCAGAGGAUGAAGAUCCUGUUACGCUGAAACUUUUUGAUGAUGGAGCAGGUGCUGAUGCUAUAAAAAAUGAUGGAAUUUACUCGAGGUAUUUUUUCUCCUUUGCCGUAAAUGGUAGAUAUAGCUUGAAAGUACAUGUCAAUCACUCUCCCAGCGUAAGCGCCCUGGGCCACUCUAUUCCAGGGAGUCAUGCUAUGUACAUACCAGGUUAUAUAGCAAAUGGUAACAUCCAGAUGAAUGCCCGAAGAAGAUCCACGGGCAGGAGUGAGGAGCUGCGAAAGUGGGGCUUUAGCCGAGUAAGCUCAGGGGGCUCCUUCUCCGUACUGGGAGUUCCAGCUGGCCCCCAUCCCGAUGUGUUUCCACCAUGCAAAAUCAUUGACCUGGAGGCUGUAGCAGUGGAAGAGGAGGUGACUUUAUCUUGGACAGCACCCGGAGAAGACUUUGAUCAUGGCCAGGCCAACAGCUAUGAAAUAAGAAUGAGUAAAACUCUACAGAAUAUUCAAGAUGAUUUUAACAAUGCCAUUUUAGUGAAUACAUCAAAGCUAAGUCCUCAACAAGCUGGCACCAAGGAGAUAUUUACAUUUUUACCUAAGCUUUUCAUAAAUGAACCUGAACAUCCACUUGACGGAGAGACACAAGGAAGCCACAGAGUUUAUGUGGCAAUACGAACCACAGAUAAGAAUUCCUUGGAAUCUGCAGUAUCUAACAUUGCCCAGGUGUCACUGUUUGUUCCCCACAAUUCUGCUCCAGUACUUGCCAGAGAUCGUCUUAUCUUGAAAGGAACUUUAACGGCAAUGGUUUUCAUAGGAAUCAUUUGUGUCACUAUAGUUGUAACACACUGUAUUUUAAAUAAGAAGAAAAAAGCAGAUAGAAAUGAGAAUGGAGCAAAAUUACUAUGAACAAAUGCAGAGGUCCUUCCUUCUUAGAUAUAAUACCCAUGCCCUUUGCACUUCACAAAAACAUACCAAUAAAAACAAAUUAACAUCAAA
Phyllostomus discolor (pale spear-nosed bat) is the source of this 5891-nucleotide messenger RNA. It is a transcript of the gene CLCA2, whose product is annotated as chloride channel accessory 2. The record is from RefSeq and is a predicted model, not a curated record. NCBI's taxonomy places the organism in Eukaryota, Metazoa, Chordata, Mammalia, Chiroptera, Phyllostomidae. The transcript has 14 exons. Gene Ontology annotation, biological process: chloride transport. Gene Ontology annotation, molecular function: intracellularly calcium-gated chloride channel activity. The coding region runs from base 2970 to 5801 and encodes 943 amino acids.